AUGUCAGUGGCCGGUGAGUUGGACUCUGUUGAUUCCAGCCCUGGUUUUCCCAAUCAGUUUUCGGAUCCGAGUGAAAGGACACUGACACCAGAAGAGAUGGAGAAACUGAAGAAUGACAGGGUAUUAAUGUCAGAAUUCAAGCAGCUGAAACUCGAAACAGAAGCUCAGAAAAACUGGGACUUGUUUUAUAAAAGGAAUACAACCAACUUUUUCAAAGACAGACAUUGGACCACCCGAGAGUUUGAUGAACUGAAAAACUGCAGAGAGCAAAAUGCAUUAUAUUGCACAGAGCAAUGCCUUGCUUUUCAGUGUGACCUCACUAAGGAUGAUCUGCCGGCUACUAUACAAGCAGAUACAGUUGAUGUAGCCACACUUAUAUUUGUUCUGUCUGCAAUACAUCCUGACAAGAUGCAACAAGCCCUAGAAAACAUAUUUAAGGUAUUAAAACAAGGAGGUAUUGUCCUAUUCAGGGACUAUGGACUGUAUGACCAUGCCAUGCUGAGAUUUAAAUCAGGCAACAAACUGGGGGAUAAUUUCUAUGUGAGGCAGGAUGGAACUCGCUCCUUUUUCUUCUCUAGAGAAUACCUGGCAAGUUUGUUCCAACAGAUAGGAGUCGAGACUCCUGUGAACGAGUAUGUGCUAAGAGAAACAGUGAAUAAAAAAGAGGGUCUGUGUGUUCCCAGAGUGUUCCUGCAGAGUAAAUUCAGAAAGCCUGUUCCCUCACAACCUCCAAGAUAA
Molecule: messenger RNA, 738 nt
Organism: Xyrauchen texanus (razorback sucker)
Lineage: Eukaryota; Metazoa; Chordata; Actinopteri; Cypriniformes; Catostomidae
Gene: mettl6
Product: methyltransferase 6, methylcytidine
Exons: 4
Coding region: 1-738 (245 amino acids)
Source: RefSeq, a predicted model, not a curated record